AUGGAGUCGUCGUUGUUCGAUAACAGCUCGGAAAUUGUGGCCCGAGAACGCAGCGGACACACGGCUGUGGUGGAGGGCGACCUGCUCUACGUGUGGGGAGGCUACGCGUCUGUAGCUGAUGAAGAAGUGUUCCUACCCAAUGAUGAAUUCUGGGUGUAUGACCUUGGACAAGGCAUCUGGCAGGUGUUCCACAUGACAGGGGACAUCCCUCCUUUAAUGUCAGGCACCUGCGGCUGUCACCUAAACAAUCACAUGUACAUAUUUGGUGGAUGUAAUGAUAAUGGUCAGACUAACGAGAUCUAUCGCGUCAAGCUGACAGACCGUCAAUACGCAUGGACCAAAAUCGUACACCGCUUCGGUUCAGUGCCAUCGCCUCGAGACAAACUAUCCUGCUGGGUUUACAAAGGAAGGAUUAUCUACUUCGGAGGUUACGGUCACAAACUGCUGGCUGAGAUCGACAGCAGAAACAGGAGCUUCAUCGAAGAUGAUUCAUCAGAGGGCUUUGUGUGGGGAUGGAACAACGAAGUUCACAUAUUUGACCCCACCCAAUCUAGCUGGGCUCAACCUCAAACACGCGGCUGCACCCCAGCCCCCCGAGCGGCCCAGGCCUGUGCCACACUUGGAAAUCGGGGUUACAUUUGUGGCGGGAGAGUUAAGGAAACCAGAAAAAAUGACAUACACUGCUUGGACCUUGACACAUGGACGUGGUCAGAAAUAGUCCCCGUGUCCAACGUCCCAGUGGGGAGAUCAUGGCAUUCGCUCACAGCGACGUCUGACAGCACUUUGUUUCUCUUUGGAGGUCUCAGCAUGGACUGCAAACCUAUGAGUGACGGCUGGUUGUUCGAUGUAGACACAAAGACGUGGAAAGAAGUGGCACAUCAGUUUAAGAAUAAGCCAAGGUUAUGGCACACAGCUUGUCAAGGCAGGGACUCUGAUGUUGUUGUGUUUGGAGGCAGCUGCGAUUACAUCCUUCUUGUUGACACUGGCCACUGCAAUGAUGCUCUCGUCUUCCAGAUGGCGCCAUACCCUCUUUUCAGAAUUUGCGAAGACUACAUCGCAAAGAACGCAAGCAAUUGUGACGUUCUCCGAAAGCAGGUUCCUUUACUACCUCCAAAGCUGUGCACAGCAGUGAAGAGAAGAAUGUCUUUCUACAGGCCUUCAAAGAAAAAACACUCACACGUUCUGUAA
Molecule: messenger RNA, 1188 nt
Organism: Nerophis lumbriciformis (worm pipefish)
Lineage: Eukaryota; Metazoa; Chordata; Actinopteri; Syngnathiformes; Syngnathidae
Source: RefSeq, a predicted model, not a curated record